Lytechinus variegatus (green sea urchin) is the source of this 4689-nucleotide messenger RNA. It is a transcript of the gene cttn, whose product is annotated as src substrate cortactin-like. The transcript has 15 exons. The record is from RefSeq and is a predicted model, not a curated record. Gene Ontology annotation, cellular component: cortical actin cytoskeleton; actin filament; plasma membrane. Lineage: Eukaryota; Metazoa; Echinodermata; Echinoidea; Temnopleuroida; Toxopneustidae. Gene Ontology annotation, molecular function: actin filament binding. Gene Ontology annotation, biological process: regulation of actin filament polymerization. Bases 158 to 1834 code for a protein of 558 amino acids.
CAAUCAUUUCCAUGAUUUCUGUACCACAGUCUAAAUUGCGGAAGUAAUCUGCUGACUACCGCAUCGACACAGCUUCAGUGGGCGUUGAAAGCUACACCGUUUACAAGCUCUUCUAAAUAAAAGAAAAGGUUAAGAGAAAAUUUGGAACUGACCCAAGAUGUGGAGGUCUCAAGUAGGAAGCAAUGUGAAUGUUGCACAGGAAGAGGAUGACGAUUGGGAAACCGAUCCAGAUUUUGUGAAUGAUGUGAGUGAAAAGGAACAGAGAUGGGGAUCUAAAUCAGUUGAAGGAUCAGGAAGGCAAGGGUCUCUCAAUAUCAAUGAGCUGAGAGAAAAUGUGAAGCAAGAUGAUGCCAAGAUAAAGGAAAAGGAACUGGCCACUGCUCCCAAAGCUUCGUACGGAUAUGGAGGGAAGUUUGGCGUUCAACAGGACAGGAUGGAUAAGUCUGCCCUUGGCCACGACCAUCAGGAAUCGCUCCAGAAGCACGCAUCCCAGGCCGACUACGCCAAGGGGUUUGGAGGAAAGUAUGGAGUGCAGAAAGAGAGAGUGGAUAAAUCAGCUGUCGGGUUCGACUACGAGGGAAAGACGGAUAAACAUGCUUCACAAAAAGAUUAUGCGACAGGUUUUGGAGGAAAGUUUGGAGUACAGAAAAGCAUGGAUAAGAGUGCCGUUGGAUGGGAUUACCAAGCCAGUUUAGCACAGCACAACUCACAAAAAGAUUAUGCGACGGGUUUCGGUGGCAAGCACGGUGUCCAGAAGGAUCGUCAGGACGCUUCUGCUGUCGGGUUUGACUAUGAAGGAAAGACGGAGAAACAUGCCUCACAGAAAGAUUACGCCAGCGGGUUUGGCGGGAAAUACGGCGUGCAGAAGGACCGCCAAGAUUCAUCGGCGCUCGGGUUUGACUACGAAGGCAAGACAGAGAAACACGCAUCUCAAACGGACAUGAGCAAAGGGUUCGGAGGAAAGUUCGGUGUUGAUAAGAAUGCGCAGGACGCAUCGGCAGGCGGUUUCGACGAUAUGCAGGGUGUUUCAUCGUCGUAUACAAGAACAAGACCCCAGCCACCAGCUAAAGGAGGCGCUGGAAGUCUGAGGAAUAAGUUUGAACAGAUGGCCCAAGCAGGUGAAGAGGAGAGCAAAAGAAAAGCAGAGGAGGAGAGACAGAGAAGACAAGCUAGGGAACAGAAAGAACGAGAAGAAAAUAAGAGAAAGGAAGAGGAGAGACAGAGAGCAUUAGCAGAGCAGCACAGAGCGCUUCCAGAUGAGCCUGAGCCGGAACCAGCCACAUCACCGCGUCAUGAAGCACCUCCAGCAGAGGAUGAAUGGGAGACGCAGGCAGAACAAGAACAACCCCCACAGCUUCCCCCACCCAGGCAGCUUCCAACGUUACCAGGGCGACAGGCCCAACCGCUCCCUGCCACACCCGACGAACCGAACGUCUAUGAGGACGCGGGAGACGUGGGGGCGAAUUUCAACGAGCCAGAGGACACGUACGCGGAUGCGGAUGCAACGGCGACGUACGAUCAACCUCCAGAUGAUAUGGGUCAACAGACUUACGAAGAAGUUGACCACGCCCCUGUUGCCGAUGACUCCACCUACGAGGACCUUCCACCGCAGGGUGAACCUGUUGAAGAUACUACCUAUGAAUCUGUACCGGAGGGACAAGAUGGACUCAGAGCCAAGGCUCUCUAUGACUACCAAGCUACUGAUGAAGAUGAAUUGACCUUUGACCCCAAUGAAAUAAUUACGCAAAUAGAGAAGAUUGAUGAGGGGUGGUGGAAGGGUGUAUGCCGGGGGAAGACUGGACUCUUCCCAGCAAACUACGUAGAAAUGUUGUAAAUCACCAGAGAUUCUAUAUUAUCUGCUUCAUCUACGGAACAGCCAUUUUGUAUGCAGCCAUGAUCGUAGCAGCCAUGCGACAGUUCCAAUGCACAGGUGACAAUUCGACCAGUUGUCCGACAGCCCAAGUACCCUAGGCUAUGCCUCGGGCAUUUAAAUACUGUUCUAAAGGUACCUCGGGGGUUUAAUUCCUAUUAAUGUCCUCCAUGGUGUUUAUUAUUUGUAUAUUAGAGCAUACUUGAGGAGACUAAUUAGCAUUAGACACUGAGAUUGACAUUAAGCAUACCAUGUAAUUGGGUAUGUGCUUUCAAAUGGGUUAGAAUUUUACAUAGGAUAUUGUAUGCAGUCACUGUUGCAACGAGAAUCAAAGAACAUUGCACGAGCGAAAUGCAGUUUCGCUAAGAAAAAAUCACACAACAUUCCACCUAGAUUAAAGGAUAGUGAGAUUUUUAUUGAUAUAUUGGUCAUUUUAGAUAAAGACCCUGCAUGUGCAUGUAUGAUCGAGGAUUGUGUGUGCUUUAGUUGGUUCUUUUUCUUAUCCUCUCUCUUUCCCUCCUCGUCUUCAUUUCACUUUUUCAAUCAACGCUGUUCUCAGUUUGUUACUUCAUCUCAUAUUUGAUUCUUUCAUAACUCUCUCUUUUACUCUUUGUGUCUCUUUGUCUUUUUUCAGUUCUUUGAUUUUUUACAUGUACCUCACCCCACACCUCCCUCUAUACUCCUUUUAUCUCUCUCUCUCUCUCUCUCACCCCUUUGUUUCCUCUUUCAUUUUCUCUCUUUCACACACAUUCACCAUCCUUGCAUUGUGGAGAAUCCCUUUUGUAUUACUCAACAUUAUUUAGCCUAGUUAAUUGUCAAAGUGUCUUAUUCUUAAUUUGGUAUUGCUUGCUCCAUGUAUUUCAAUCCAAUAACAAACAGGAUGAGAUGUAAUUUUAAUUAUCAUGCAUCAUUAUAAAAUUAUGAUAAUGAAAAUAAUUAUAUUGAAAAUAUAGUAAUUAAUCUUGCUUAGCAGUCUCUAAGUGCUCUACAAUGAUGCGUCAUAAUGUACAUGUCUACCAGAGGGAUGAGAUUUAGUACAUUUUGUAGCAUAAAGUUUGUAAUUAUGAUUAUGUAUGAAAGAGAAUUACAUAAUGUAUUUUUGACCUAUUUCUUAAUUUGAAAAUGUGUACUACAUGUGCAUGUGUUUCAGCCACAUACAUGUAAUUCAAAGGGAUGAGAUGAAAUACAUUUCAUAUCAUUAAGUAUGUGUAACAUAGAGAAUUGUGUAAUAUACAUUGUAUCACAGACUGAUUUUGAACUGAUACGAUCCUGUGUAUGAUGCUUAAUUGAUGCUUGAAUGAACAUAUUGUUUUAUAGCUCUUAGGAAAAUGUAUUAAUAUAUAUAUACACGAUAUUAUUUGUAUUAUCAAGUCUUUUCAUACAAUGGAAAUAAAGUCACAUGUAUUUACAGGGCGGACAUCUAAACAUCUGUUGAAUAUUAAAUUGCAAAUGAUGAUAUUUUGCUUUCUGCUAGUACUAUAAUGCAUUUUUAAGUCCAUUUCACAGCAGUCAAAAUGUUGCAGAAGUCAAAAAGCAGUCUUGAGACUUUUCUUAUAUUAGAUGCUUGUUUAUGUUUUCACCCAUACAUCAUGUAGCUAUGUGUUUUAUAGCUCCAUGCAUACAUUUAUGGCGAAAAAUGGUUAUUAGUCAGUUUUACAUUGAGCUACAUGUUAAGUGAUAGGGUAAAAAUGGCAAAAUGUUAAUGUAUCAAGCUGUUUUUUUCAACCACCCGUAUUUGUAGUAGGGUCAACACAUUUCUUUCACUCAUGAAAUAUAACCGUGAUCUUUCAUACAUGUAUCUGUCCAAUUCAUGCCUUGUUUUUACCAGUCCUGGGGCCGGUGUCAUAAACACUUUAGAAAUAACUUACAACUAAUGCCAUCCAACUACCAUGGAAACCUUGUCUGUGAUUGGCCGCUGAGCCCUGUUACCAUGAAUACGAUGAUGGUAAAGUUGUAAUUGUAAGUCCUUUGUGACAAUAGCCCCUGGUACUAUACUGUACAUGUAAGACUACUUCAGGUAUCUGUGUAUGUAAUACUGUACAAAGUUGCUUUCCAAACUAGACUACUAAAUCUAUGGCUUUCAACAUUGACCUGGCAUUGCUCCUGGGAUAUUCUCUCAAGUAUUUACUUGCCAGCCUACAUUUACACCCUUUUAUGUGAUACCUUCCUCAAAUGGUUUGGAGUAAUUUUGGCGCUUUUUGUACCGGUAGCUAAAAAGGAGAAAAUGCCAAAGACAGGUUUUAUAUUCCAGAGUGAUACCAAACAUAUUAUGGUGGUGUUAACAGAUGUAGCUACUUCUGUUUUAUAUUGGGUCUUUUUUGUUUUUAGUACUUUGUCACUUCUGCUUAUUAGUCUCUGUACGCUGUGAACAGUGUGUAUAUUUGUGUCUCAGAUGAAUUUGUUUAAUCAAUUGAAUUGGAGCAGAACUUUGUUCUUGUCCAUAAGAUGAAUUAAUCAAUUACUCUAAAGCCUGUGGCUAACAUUAUUUCAACCGUCAAAAUUAUGUUGAGAAAAAGUCAGAAAAAAAAUCAAGUGAGAUUACCCAUUAAAUGUUCAUGUACUGUACAUGUAUAAAAUGUUAUAUAAUACAAUACAGUAUUUGCCAUUUUCUUGUAGUAAAAAUUAGUGUAUCCAUACAGGUGUGUACAGUUAUCAUUUUUAACAUGGAUUUUGUAUUAGUGUCGAGAUUUCUGAUCAUGUUUCGUGAUCGUUACCACUACAUGUAUAAAACUUUAAUAUGAGCUAUGGAAUUGAGUCAUUCUGUCUCGUACAUGUAUCAUUUUAUGUUUGUACACCUCGGAUUAAAAGAGAUGCCUUUU